Rhinocladiella mackenziei CBS 650.93 is the source of this 1071-nucleotide messenger RNA. RefSeq lists its product as uncharacterized. Gene Ontology annotation, cellular component: plasma membrane. The transcript has 2 exons. NCBI's taxonomy places the organism in Eukaryota, Fungi, Ascomycota, Eurotiomycetes, Chaetothyriales, Herpotrichiellaceae. The record is from RefSeq and is a predicted model, not a curated record. Bases 1 to 1071 code for a protein of 356 amino acids.
AUGGACUCUCCUCGCGCCUCUGGUCCUGACAAUGGCAAGGCCUCCACUUCACCGGUCGGGUUCCGCCCUCAGAAUGGCGGUGUCAUCAAGGUGCAACCACCGCGACGUGAAGAUUUGCAACCCUCCUACGCGCAGACUCUUCAGGGAGACGCGGAUGCCGAGAAUUAUGGCUGGUAUGGCUCAAUGAUCGACACCCUCGGAUCGUGCAUUGGUUGCCUUGGUGCCAUCCCUUGCUGCAUCAUCUGCCCGAAUCCCUACAAGCCGGUCUCUCAAGGAAAUGUUGGGUUGGUCACCAAAUUCGGACGGUUCUCUCGCGCUGUCGACCCUGGUUUGGUCAAGGUCAAUCCUCUCUCCGAACGUCUUAUUCAAGUCGAUGUCAAGAUCCAAAUUGUGGAGGUGCCCCGUCAAGUCUGCAUGACCAAGGACAAUGUCACCCUCAACCUGACCUCCGUCAUCUACUACCAUAUCACUUCUCCCCAUAAGGCUGCCUUUGGUAUUUCCAACAUUCGUCAAGCGCUGGUCGAACGAACUCAAACCACCCUCCGUCACGUCGUGGGGGCGCGUGUCCUCCAAGAUGUCAUUGAGCGCCGUGAAGAGAUUGCCCAAUCCAUUGGUGAAAUCAUCGAGGAUGUCGCAUCGGGCUGGGGGGUUCAAGUCGAAUCUAUGCUCAUCAAGGACAUCAUCUUCAGCAAUGACCUGCAAGAUUCCCUGUCCAUGGCCGCUCAAUCCAAGAGAAUUGGGGAAUCCAAAGUGAUUGCGGCUCGUGCCGAAGUGGAAUCGGCCAAACUCAUGAGACAAGCCGCCGAUAUCUUGAGCUCUGCACCGGCCAUGCAGAUCAGAUAUCUGGAAGCGAUGCAGGCUAUGGCGAAGACGGCCAACAGCAAGGUUAUUUUCUUGCCCGCCACCAACCAGACCAUGCCCGCCGAUAUGAUGAACGUGAUGCAGCCACAAACGGCCAGUGGAGAACCUAGUGGUUACAACUCCAAGCAAAACACUGGCAAUGCUUUCAACGCGGAAACAAAUAGUGGCUUCCAACAGGCCAUGAAUGCUCGCGUCAUUGAGAACAUCUAA